Verticillium alfalfae VaMs.102 is the source of this 1035-nucleotide messenger RNA. RefSeq names its product glycerate kinase. The transcript is spliced from 3 exons. Gene Ontology annotation, molecular function: glycerate kinase activity. The record is from RefSeq and is a predicted model, not a curated record. Lineage: Eukaryota; Fungi; Ascomycota; Sordariomycetes; Glomerellales; Plectosphaerellaceae. Bases 1 to 1035 code for a protein of 344 amino acids.
AUGGCCACUCCUGCCGCUCCCUCCGGCAUGAAGGUUCUCGUGUGCCCCUCUGGCUUCAAAGGCAGCCUGCAGCCCCAGACGGCAGCCGACUGCAUCGAAGCCGUCACUGGACCGGUGAGCGCGCCGGUCGAGUCCUUCUUCGGCAUCCUGGGCAACAGCAGCAACGCCUCGGCCCCUCGCACGGCAGUCAUCGAAAUGGCGGCUGCCGCGGGCCUGAGCCUGGUGCCCAGCCACCUACGCAACCCAGCGCGCACGACGACCUACGGCGUCGGCGAGCUGUUCCUCGCCUGCCUCGAUGCUGGCGCCAAGCGCAUCGCCGCUGCCGACGGCGGGCGGCGGCGACUCGCUGCUGCGUCUCGCCCAACAUUGACCUCAGCGACGUCGACAAGAGAAUCCACGAGACGUCGAUCGAGGUGGCCGUCAACUGGAGCAACGUGCUGUGCGGGCCCUGGCGGCGUGGCGAGGGUCUUUGGCGCGCAAAAGGGCGCGUCCGAGGAGCAGACGGAGCGGCUGUCGGCUGCGAUGGAGGUGCUCAGCGUUGUGGCCGGCCGUCUUCUCUGCGACAACAAGGUGGGCAAGGCGCCCGGUGGCGGGGCCUCUGGUGGCCUGGGCACCGGUCUUCGGUUGAUUGGCGCCAGGCUCCGGCCAAGAUAUGAAGUGGUGGCGGAGUACGUCGACUUUGAGACGCUCUUUGACGACUGCGACCUUGUGCUCACGGCCGAGGGAGGCAUUGACGACCAGACACCCCGCGGCAAGAUCCCUGCCGAGAUUGGCAUGCGGGCAAAGAAGUACGGCCUACCCGUCGUCGCCAUUGCUGGCACGAUUGGGCCUGGCGCGCGGGUCAACUACGAUGUUGGCAUUGAUGCGUACACGUGUAUCUUGCAGAAGCCGACGACGCUGGCAGAAGCCGUGCUCGAGGCAGAGAAGCUGACGCAGGAGAGUGCCGAGGGCGUCAUGAGGAUGAUCGUCGUCGGACGCAUGCUGGCUUCAAGGAAGCUGUACCAGAUGGCCGAGCCUAACGAGGUCUGGGUCUGA